CGCGAGGACUUUAUUUUCAUAACAGCGUGCAGUGCCACGGAACUGGAAUAGGCGUGUCCUCCCCCCGACCCACUCCCGCCCCUUGUCCCUCCGCUCACCUCCUCGCUCACUCCCUCCCUCCCUCCGGCGACAGCCGCCUUUAUAAAUGCUCGGCGCCUCGAGGGCGGGAUCGCUUUCGCGGGCUCCCCAGCACCCAGGGGCUCCGAGCUGCCUCGAACGCGCGGGAAGCAGCGCCAGUUCCAGCGCCGAAGCCCAGGCACAGGCAUCAAAAUGACCUCUGCUCCUAGUGGUUGCCGCAAUAACCUGGAUGCCAAGUACCACAGACUUUGUGAUAUGUCUGAAGCUUGGGGCAUCGUCCUGGAAACUGUGGCUGCCGUGGGGGCUGUGACCUCAGUGGCCUUCAUGCUCGCUCUCCUGGCCCUCAUCUGCAAGGUGCAGGACUCCAACAGGCGGAAGGUGCUCCCGGUCCAGUUCCUCUUCCUUGUGGGUGUGCUGGGGGUCUUCGGCCUGACCUUUGCCUUCAUCAUCAAACUGGACAGCCUCACGGGGCCCACACGCUUCUUCCUCUUCGGCGUCCUCUUCUCCCUCUGCUUCUCCUGCCUCCUGGCUCAUGCUUUCAACUUGACGAAGCUGGUCCGCGGCUGGAAGCCCCUCUCCCUGCUGGUGAUGCUGGGCCUGGCUGUGGGCGUCAGCCUGGUGCAGGACAUCAUCGCUAUUGAGUAUGUCGUCCUCACCAUGAACAGGACCAAUACUGACAUCUUCGCUGAGCUUCCUCCUUCUCGGCGCAAUGAAGACUUCGUCAUGCUGCUCAUCUUCGUCCUCUUCUUGAUGGCACUGACCUUCCUCACAUCCUGCUUCACCUUCUGCGGCCCCUUCACGGGCUGGAAGAGACACGGAGCCCACAUCUAUCUCACCACGCUCCUCUCCAUGGCCAUCUGGGUGGCAUGGAUCACCUUGCUCUUGAUCACCCCUACCCCUGACACCAUUUGGGAUGAUACCAUCCUCAGCGCAGCCUUGGUGGCCAAUGGCUGGAUUUUCCUGUUGGCUUAUGUUGUACCUGAGUUUCAGCGGCUCACAAAGCAACAGAACCCCAUGGACUACCCUGUUGAGGAUGCUUUUUGUAAACCUCAAUUCAUGAAGCAGAGCUAUGGCGUGGAGAACAGAGCCUACACUCAAGAGGAAAUCACUCAAGGUCUUGAAGAGCUAGGUGAUACUACCUAUGCCCCUUAUACCACCCAUUUCCAGCUGCAGAAUCGGACCUCCCAAAAGGAUUUCUCCAUUCCACGGGCCCAGACUCGGGUUAGCCCUUACAAUGACUAUGAAGGAAGGAAAAACGGCAGCCCAGAGAACGUCCACCGCUGCCACACCACGUGGCUCCACUUGGUGGCAGUGGAACCUCAGGCAUCGGCCCUCAAGGACACCGAGCCCCUCAAAAAACAAACAUCUAAAGCUGCUUUCCGGUGA
Molecule: messenger RNA, 1464 nt
Organism: Myotis davidii
Lineage: Eukaryota; Metazoa; Chordata; Mammalia; Chiroptera; Vespertilionidae
Gene: GPRC5A
Product: G protein-coupled receptor, class C, group 5, member A
Exons: 5
Coding region: 271-1464 (397 amino acids)
Biological process (GO): G protein-coupled receptor signaling pathway
Cellular component (GO): intracellular membrane-bounded organelle; plasma membrane; signaling receptor complex
Molecular function (GO): G protein-coupled receptor activity; protein kinase activator activity
Source: RefSeq, a predicted model, not a curated record